AAUGAACGCCUUCGCCGAUAGCAAUAACCACUUAGCAUCCUACGGUUUCAAAAUGUCACCAGUCGGUCACGAUGGCUUAAGCCCCGAACCAACUUUAGGACAAACUGGUGCCCAAUAUGGACACCACCAUUUCCCCAACCAAACGCACCAUACGCACCAGCAACAACAUUAUAAUCCUGCCAAUACCACUGGUGUUGGCAACCCAGCGUACUCAGCCAGAGAUUUUUUGUUGAGGAGAGAAGACGCCUUUGCUAGUCACCAGAUUUCGAACCAGGAACCAGGAUUGUUUUCUCAGUUGCACCAUGAAGCGCCAGCGUAUAUGCACCAUGCUGGUUACCAUCAUCCGCAUCAUAUAAAUCAAUAUCCUUACCAUAAUGGACAGUCUGCCAUUUCGGGAUCGUCGUAUCAUGGGGCAUUUUAUAGGUAUACACGCCAAAAUCACGUAAGCGACGGCUUGCCCACCUCUGCAUCUCCCAGCACCAUGGGAAUGCGCGGAGAACUCUUGCGCUGUCUCUGGAUAGACUCCGAAGCCAUCGACGCGCCGACCCUGUCCACCCUCGACCCGGACCGAUCCGGCACCGCCGUUUGCGGAAAAACUUUCCGGUCCAUGCACGAUAUCGUUUCCCAUUUGACGGUAGAACAUGUCGGAGGUCCAGAACGGGCAGAUCACUCUUGUCGAUGGGCUGGAUGUUCCAGAUCCGGAAGAGCUUUCAAAGCGAAGUACAAGCUGGUGAACCACAUCAGGGUGCACACUGGCGAAAAACCAUUUCCGUGCCCGUUUCCUGCUUGCGGAAAAGUUUUUGCGAGGAGUGAAAACUUGAAAAUACAUAAGAGGACACAUACAGGUGAAAAACCGUUCAAAUGCGAGCACUCCGGCUGUGACCGUCGCUUUGCCAACUCAUCCGACCGCAAAAAGCACUCGCACGUCCACACGUCGGACAAGCCGUACAAUUGUCGUGUCGGAGGCUGCGACAAGAGCUAUACACAUCCUAGUUCCUUAAGGAAACACAUGAAAGUACAUGGCAUGAGCAAUUGUUGCCCCGAUGGAACCACAAACGGCACAGGCGCCGGCUCUGGAAACAACCGAACUGGUUACGAUAGCGAAGGUGAAGAUUCCACGUCCUCCGUGGGAUCCUUAUCAGGACACCAGACCAGCAGCCACAUUGCCGGUCAUCAGCCUCAAGCUCAGCCAACCACCAACCACAUCCAUUUGAACAAUCAGAAGAACAUAAGUCCUCCUCUGGCAAGACAAUGUUCCCCACUAGUCACAGUGAACAACCAAAAGAGCGAAUGGUACACACAUGAGCCAUCUCUUGGCAAUCACCACGCAUUUGACCACCAUUUCAACCAUCAUUUGAGCCCGCUGAAUCAUCAUUUGAAUCUUAAUCAUCAUCAUUUGAUGAUGAACCAUCACCACACAGGUGCCGCAACGGCAUAUUGACAUUAGUGAAUAGAGGUGAUUUUAGUGUAAAUAUUGUAAAAAGUAGGAUAACAAUUUCUCUGUAUCACUUGAAGCUAUUGAUUUUAAUUAGAACAGUUUUAAGCAUUUUAUAAACAUCGAA
Molecule: messenger RNA, 1562 nt
Organism: Ctenocephalides felis (cat flea)
Lineage: Eukaryota; Metazoa; Arthropoda; Insecta; Siphonaptera; Pulicidae
Product: pair-rule protein odd-paired-like
Exons: 4
Coding region: 2-1441 (479 amino acids)
Biological process (GO): central nervous system development; regulation of transcription by RNA polymerase II
Cellular component (GO): nucleus
Molecular function (GO): DNA-binding transcription factor activity, RNA polymerase II-specific; RNA polymerase II cis-regulatory region sequence-specific DNA binding
Source: RefSeq, a predicted model, not a curated record